Molecule: messenger RNA, 9378 nt
Organism: Podarcis lilfordi (Lilford's wall lizard)
Lineage: Eukaryota; Metazoa; Chordata; Lepidosauria; Squamata; Lacertidae
Source: the annotation of a GenBank genome assembly
AUGUUGCUGGAUGCCGGACCGCAGUACCCCGCCAUCGGAGUGACGACCUUCGGCUCCUCUCGCCACCACGCCACGGGCGACGUGACGGAGCGCGAGGUGGGACUGGGCAUCAACCCUUUCGCCGACGCCGGGAUGGGCGCCUUCAAGCUCAACCCCAGCAGCCACGAGCUGGCCUCGGCCGGCCAGACCGCCUUCACUUCGCAGGCCCCUGGCUACGCGGCCGCGGCGGCGCUGGGGCAUCACCACCACCACCCGGGCCACGUCGGCUCGUACUCCAGCGCGGCCGCCUUCAACUCCACGCGGGACUUUCUCUUCCGCAACCGGGGCUUCGGCGAGGCGGCGGCGGCGGCCAGCGCCCAGCACAGCCUCUUCGCCUCGGCGGCCGGCAGCUUCGGCGGACCGCACGGGCACGGCGAGGCGGCGGGCCACCUCCUCUUCCCGGGCCUCCACGAGCAAGCCACCGGCCACGCGUCGCCCAACGUGGUCAACGGGCAGAUGCGCCUGGGCUUCUCCGGAGACAUGUACGGCCGGCCGGAGCAGUACGGCCAGGUGACGAGCCCGCGCUCCGAACAUUACGCUUCGCCGCAGCUGCACAGCUACGGCCACAUGAAUAUGAACAUGGCAGCCCACCACGGGCCGGGGGCCUUCUUCCGCUACAUGCGCCAGCCCAUCAAGCAGGAGCUCAUCUGCAAGUGGAUCGAGCCCGAGCAGUUGGCCAACCCCAAAAAGUCCUGCAACAAAACUUUCAGCACCAUGCACGAGCUGGUGACUCACGUCACCGUGGAGCACGUCGGCGGGCCCGAGCAGUCCAACCACAUUUGCUUCUGGGAAGAGUGUCCCAGGGAAGGGAAGCCUUUCAAGGCCAAAUACAAACUGGUCAACCACAUCCGAGUCCACACGGGGGAGAAACCUUUCCCGUGCCCUUUCCCGGGAUGCGGGAAAGUCUUCGCUCGCUCGGAAAAUCUCAAGAUCCACAAAAGGACGCACACAGGUACGUUCCCAAACCAACCGACCGGGCCGAGCCGCCCGUUGCCUGUUGAAGCGAACCCUCGCGCUUUCCAAGAAGGAGGCAGCUCAAAACAAAUCAAAGGGGGCAGGGGGAGGGAGGGGGAUUAGGGAAGAAAUAUAGGGGUGGGGGCUCCUUUCUUAAACAAAUCCACAUCAAGAGCCGGAUUCAGUUCAGCUGGUGAAUUAAUUGGCACUAUAAACCAAACAUUGCUUUUCUUUUUCUUUAUUUUUUUUAAGUGGGAAAAAUCAAAUAUAAGGUAGGGCUCUAAAUGUUUCAGGAAAAAAAGGGGAGAUUAGGGUGUGGGGUGGAGGGGAAAAGAUGGCAGCGAUUUGAAUUGUUAAAAUUUAUUGGUUUUAAUUAAUUGGUAGUCGAGGGCACUGACUGUCUUACAGUGAGAAAUCCUGCUAAAUAUAUGGCUACCUAACCUCAGCUUUCCUUGCUAUCUAUUUCUCACCCUCUGUAAAUAUUUAAUUAUGUGGGGCUAUUGUAAGUAAUCUGAGCUGUACGAGUUUAUGUAUUAUUACAAGGAAACGUGGGGGCUGGGAGCGCUGAAAUCACUCGCAAAUCACCAGCUCCCUGUUCUAAUAUUUCUUGUGUUGUCUUUUCCUUCUCCCUCUCCUUUUGGAAAAAGAAAUCCCACAACCUGUCGUGUGUUUAUCUAAUUUUUUUUUUAAAAAUCUAAAGCUGGCGCUAUUGUGAUUUGAACAGUUUAAUCAGAAGUGUGCAAUGCACUGCAAGUUUAAUAACUAAUACUACUGUGCAGCCGUGGAAGGUUAUGUGUACACUACGUAAUAAAUAAGGAAAGGAAGGGAAAGUAAACAAGCGCCAAAUUUAGCCAUAAAAGUGGCAACAAACCUUCCCUUCCUUCCAAAACUGUGUGCAAAUGUACUCCUUUGCCAGGCGUUCAUUUUCUGGUGAGAUGCCACAGUUCUCUGUUUAAAAGAAAGAUAAGAAAAAUGGGGAAAGAAAACAGGCUUUGAUUUAAUUUACUCUUGUUCAGUAAAGUGGGGGUUAGAAUUGGCUGUAGGUGUUGCUCCAUACUAUAAAAAUCUAGGUGCCAGAUUUCCAAUUAGGUCGACUUUGUUUGUUUUUGUAAUAGGUGAAAAACCCUUUAAGUGUGAAUUCGAGGGCUGUGACAGGCGCUUCGCCAACAGCAGCGAUCGCAAAAAGCAUAUGCACGUCCACACUUCAGACAAACCUUAUCUCUGCAAAAUGUGCGAUAAGUCCUACACGCAUCCGAGCUCCCUCCGAAAACACAUGAAGGUAAAUGCUAGACGUAGUUUCUCCCCCCCCUUAAGCUUCUCUUUUCAUUGGGAUCUGCUUGGGCCGGGUGGCCUUCGCCUCUCUCCUUCCACCAUCGACUUUGCACACCGCUAUUUACUGGAGGAGGGGGGAAGAGAAAUAAACAUUUAUUCCUUAUAAACAGUAGUUUAUACAGUAGUGACGCGACGUUCCGGACAGGAAACUGGGAAACUAGCCCGUAUUGUUCUGUCACUCUGGAAAGGUUUAUUAAAGGAGAAGUGAUUACGUUGCUUAAAGGCGUGGAAAGUCUUCGUUUCUGGAGACCCGGGAUUCCAGUUCUUUACGCUGUAAAUUGUCUCACAAUGGAUCCCGGUUUGGGCUAGCCUGGGGUUGUGCAUUGCUUCAGGGGGAGAAUUUAAAGAAAAAGACUCGAUGGGGAGUCUGAAGGGACACAGGCAGGCAUAGAAACUCUGGGUUUCUUGUUCAAGCCUCCGCUAGGAUAUCGUUCUUCUUUUGUGUAUCCCAGGGCCGUAUUUAUCUUGCAUGGCAGUUCCCUGAAAUUAGCUGAGAACAGGCGAUCUCGGUGUAUAGUUAAGUUAAGAGCUCGGCGUUUCUAUGAGAUCAGCCAACAUCCUGAUUAGCGAAGCAGUAUUUCAAACUUCACGCUUCCCCCGCGCCGCCACCCUCCCCCCACCGUGGCAUUUAGAGUUCAAUCUGUGAGCUCAGCUCCGUGAUUUAGCAUGUUGGGCAAGUAAAUGGGCCAGAUGCAUACGUGCAUAUUGUUUGCAUGGGUAUAACAAUAUUUAUAUAUUUAUCUAGCCAGGGGUGGGUGGGUGUGCAUGCACCCAACGAUACACGUAUAUCUAUGUGCGAAUCCACACACCCUUCAAGCAUUUCCCUUUGUUAUUCAUUUCUGUUUUCUAGGUCCACGAAUCGUCCUCCCAGGGGUCUCAGCCUUCUCCCGCUGCCAGUUCAGGCUAUGAAUCUUCAACACCCCCAACAAUCGUUUCUCCAUCCACAGAAAACCAGACCACAAGCUCCUUAUCCCCUUCAUCUUCAGCAGUCCACCACACGUCCAGCCACAGCACGCUCACGUCAAAUUUUAACGAAUGGUACGUUUAAACAAACGAACAAACAAAUGCAAAUCCAACCUAUUUAAAAGACUCCAAAAAUUAAUGAACACUUUGAAAAUCGAUCUUUUUGUGUGUUUUGAUUUUUUUUUAAUGCUGCCCAUAGACCCAGGACCGAAUCAAAUCAAGAAUUCUCUCUCUCUCUCUCUCUCUCUCUCUCUCUCUCUCUCUCUCCCUCUCUUCUUCAAUUUCUGUUGUUUUGUUUUGGUUUUGUCGUGUUUGGGGCAAAGGCUUGGAAAGCAAAUGGUUUUUUUCUAGAGUGCGUGAGAAGAGCAGGGUUAUUGGGCCAUCUUGCCGAUGUGCAGGGCUUUUUAAUGGAACCACUGACUGGAGUUCUUCAACUGCAUGUCUCUUUGGGCAGCGCCUUGUUUUCUGUAAAUACAGAAAUACUAGCUUACAAUGUACUGUUUGAUUUUGUAAAUAGUUAUACCACAAGUUGAAUAAGGGGAUACGUGGAAUUGUGGUCUUUGCAUAUAUAUGUGGGGGGAGGGGAAUAGGGGAGGGGGCUAGGGGAGGAGGUUGAAAAGUGUGGGGGGGGAAGGAGGGAGGAGGUAGCAAAUCAUCUAUUUGUACUGAAUGGCAAGGAUGUUCUAGUAAAUGUGUACCAAAAUGUGAAUUAUUUUGUAUUAUUACAGUCUAAACGUCGACCUAACAGAAUAUUAUUGGUAUUAAUGUGCUUUUUCUUUUGUAUAAAGUGCAAACAUUUCGUCCCAAAGUCCAGUCUAAGUAGUGCAGUAAAAUGUUGUUACACGUCCUGUCAAGAAAUUCGUAUAGUGCAAGCCUGGAUCUGCGUGUCAAACUGUUACAUUUGUUUAUGUAAAGUGGUAUUAAAAAAAAAAGCUAUAAACUAUAACCUGUCCAUUGCUUUUGGCAAUACAACCACAUACUGUAUAUACUUCCUAAUUUCCAUAUUUAUCCGCAUGUAAAGGUCCGGUUAUACAUGUUACAGAUAUUCAAUAUUUAUGGCUAGAAGAAUUGGUAUGUACAAUUUAGUUUACAGAACUGUUUGGUAACAUUUCGUACCUUAUUAAAGAUUCUGAAAUCCCAUAAUCCGUGGUAGGAAUCCUUAUUGACUCAGCCUGCUGCUGCUGCAACUUAGCUAGUUUUCAGGACAGUAAACGACAGACUGGACCAAGAAUCCUGCCCCAUGACUUCCACUCCUUGUCCUACUGUACUACCAUUAUGUCAUCACUAGACCAGCAACUUUGAUAUUAAUGUGAUAAAUUGAUGUGCCCCUGCUGGCAUUUAGGGUAGGAUGUAAUUAGUAUUUAUAUAAAACCCUAUGAAACAAAAGUUUUUGACUGCAAUAUAAUUUAAAUGACCAUUGCUGACUCUUAGUAAUAACAAUAACUACAACUACAGCAGAGUAGCAAUAGAUUGCAUAAGACCAUGCAAAUCUUGUCAGGGGGGAAAAAAGGAUGAGGUGUUGCCACAAUAUCUUAAAAUGGAUUUGCUCUUUGCUACAAUCAGUAAUUGCGAAAAUAAUUCAUAUGUUUAAAUUUGAGAAGCUUUUAGGUUUCAUUUAAUCUGAGUCAUUUGAAAUCGCAAGCAAAGUCUUUUUUUAUUCUUGCAAGACCUUCUGCGAUCCUCACCUCUUACCCCCAAAGCCACACCAUUAUAUUAUAUCCCUCUGUUUAGAUGCUCCGUUCUGUGUUUGCAGUUGGUCUAUUUUUUUACUAUAAUUUUGCCAGAGUUGUUCCUUACCACAGCAGCAAAAUAAAACAAACCCAGAGAGGGUGGGAGGGAGUUUAUGUAGUUUGAUUAUCUCUUUUAUUUCCCCCCAUUUACUUAAGAAAUUCGUUCCAUUGGCUGGCGGUGAUACAGUAAAUUUGUAAAUGAGAAGACAAUAUAUAUUAAAAAAAUCUAAAUUACUUGUGCUUAAUGACUGUGGCAGAACGCCUUUUUCUCUAAAUCAGAUUGUCUUUCUUGCAGUUUAGUUUGAUAGAUUUGCAAGCUGUGGUGCUUCCGUUAACUUAGCGACGCUUGUAGGAACCGCUAGGCUUUGUUCCUUGGUGUAGGUUGCAUGAUCGCCCCAUUAAGCAGACAACAUAUCAACAGACAACACAGAUCAUGAGCUCUCUGUGUUUGGGAUAUUAUGUCACAGAGUGAAUUGCACCUGCUGACCUCUCUUGUAGGCCAAGAUGGCAUUUUAACAGCUCCUUUUAAAAUAUAGAUAUAUAGAUAUUUAGAAGUUCAGCGAGUCAGCCGCAGCAUCAACGGCGAUGAGGAUUUGGGGAUAGUGAAGCUGGUUUGGAUCCCCAAGUUAUCUUAGUUCUUAAUACGCAUGUCUACUAGCUACUCACAGUAUAUAUUGACCUGGUAUAUAUUUAUUAUUUUGUGCAGGAUUUUUGUAAACAGAGUCAUGGGGGAAGGAGAAGCUUGUAUUUUGGUGUUUUGCUGGAACGUUUUACUUAAAUCUACAUAGGCCUCUCUGGACCCUUAGGAAGUAGGAUCUGGGCCGCGGAGAUGUGCUGCGAUGUCUUAUAGAUCUUUUCAGUCGGAAAGAAACAGUUAAGAAAUAGUAGAGCCUGUUUUGUGUUUUUGUUUUUUAAAAACUUCACUUUCUAGAAAAUGUUAUUCUAAUGAGAAGCUCAUUUAUCAGCUCUUCCAGUGCAAAGAGCGCCACCUUGCAGGGCCUACAGAUACUGAAAGAAGUUCGAGAGAACCAUAGAGGCUGAGGCACAACCCGGAGGAACUGCGGCCGAAAGACACGCUGGGUAUUCAUUUAACCCUAAAGAAAUGCAAUGAUAAAGUUUAGUCGUCUCCAGACCGUUAGCCUUAGCGGGAACGUAGCAGUUUCAGCGAUUUAGUAUGCGAGCCUAAAUGGAAAAGGAAAGAAGAUAUAGGGCAAUAUACAAUAUUAUCUCCCUUACCCGCCCACCCCCAGCAUGAUUGAAAAGAAGCAUCGGUUCAUUUUACAAAAUCUAGAAGAAUCUUAAAAGAUAAAUGCCAUAGCUUCUUUGGGUGUAGAUUUUAUUAUUAUUAUUCUCCAGUGGUAGUUUGUUUUAGAAAUAUGUUUUAUCUGGAUGGAUUGCCUGGCUACCAAUACCGAGUAUUCUGUCAUUUUCAAAUCAGACGAUUUUGAACAUCAUUAAAACUAAGUUCUAUCUAUGCUUGAAGUUGUAUUGUAACACCCCCCAGCCAAAAAAACAACAACCCCAUAGUAUCCCCACGACCUAUAAAAUAACAGGCUUCUCGGAAUAACCAGUCAGCCACACAUAUUUGGUUACACAACUCAGCGAUGGGCGCUAGAAUGUUUUAAAAGUUUAAUACAUUUAAUUACAAUAUUGCAUCUGUCUGGUUUUGAACAGAUAAAUAGACACGCACUAUUUAUAUGUAUGUGUGUGUUUACGCACUCUCUCACACAUAUAUGGAGAGAGAUCGUGGCUUCUUGUAAGAAUGCUUAAUUAACUCUUUUACUGAAUAAAUCAAUACCUGGCGAAGAUCAUUAUUUUUUUAAAAAAAUACUUGACAAGAAUGCUAUUAAGAAGAGAGGUUGCAUUAAAUGGCCUUUAAAACUCCAACCCAGUCUCUCAUUGUGCGGGUACUUUUAAUGUCUGCUUCGUGAGAUGUAUAUUUCAUACUUUUCUUCAUGGGCUAUUAGGUAUGGAAAGACGUGAACGCUGGCUGAGAAAUAUGAAUUGUUAGAGUCUAUUUAGCAGAAACUCCAGACAAUGCAGAAGCGGGCUUGUGGGGCAUGGAGAGCCGCGCGUUUGGAUUAUUGAGGCAGCAGCCUGUAGCUCAGAUGAUGUUGUUUUAUUCCCAGACUCCGCGUCAUCUUCCAAAGGAUGUAAGAUUUCUGUACGCCAAUGCGGAACCUUUGAAGACCACCCAGAAACACUGUCCAAAAUGUGUGGAUAUGAUUAUGUUCGUGCGGGUUUUAUAGGCACACACACAAACCGCAGGUAGACUUCACUGGCUGCAAUCCUGUGUACAUUUACUUGGGAGUAACACCCAUUUAACUUAGUAUAAUUUACAGACGAGUAAACACGCAACAGAAAAGAUCAUGCUUUUAUCAUGCUUGCAGGCAGAAGCUGUCUGCAACCUGAAGUUUUCAUAAAUAUUUACGUUUUAAACUAUUUUCCCCCAAUGCUAUCAAUCACCCUCCCAUACUUUCUGUAAAUAGAAAAUAGGAGCCGGUACUUGUGAGAUGUAAUCAGAAGCAUACUUUGAAGUAAAAACCACUGAUGUUAAUACGAUUAACUUUUGAGUAUACAUGGUUCUGUUAAAUCUUAAAAUUAAGCUUUUUAAGAACGAGCUACAUUCGGAAUAAAGGGUAGUGCAAGAUCACGUGGAAUUUCGACAGUAGUAGAGUGGCCAAUCUGUUGCAUGCUUUACAACAGGAAUAAUUUUGUUUACAAACGUAAAACAUAAACUACAAUUCUCUCUUGUUGUUGUUUAAAAAAGAAAUUUGCUUUGCUCGAGAGCACAUUUAUACCCCAAUCCUAAAUAAUGCAGACUCUUGGUUUCCCCCUGACAUUCCACUGAAACGAUCAGAAAACGAAAUUCCAUUUUGAAUUAUUGAUUUUUCACGGAAAUCUGACUGAAAUUCCCAUUUAUUUCCCUGUAAAAUUCAAUUGAAUCUACUUCCAAGUAACUGUUUAGGAUAGGAGUCUAAGGGCAGGAGAGGGAAGAGGCAAAUGAGAGGGCAAGCUGGCCUACAAUAUGAGCUCUCGAAGGGAGGCGGGAUGGGAAAGCAGGGAUGGAAUAGUUCUAAAUAAUAAACUUGACGCAUGAUUUUCUUUGAAGUUAGUAUGACAACCCCCCGAAAAUCUAUAUGGGAAGAUCUAUAUUUCUGGCAGAGGAGUGGUAGCUGGCGUCUUUUUGUCGAAAAAGGGAAUACAGUUGUAUUUAAAGGAACUGAGCGCAAGAAAUGGACGGGCACUUUUACGCUUUUUCUACUUCAUAUACCUCCGUAUGCCUACACUAUCCACCUAUAACCGCAUUAGUGCCCUGUUCGGCGUAUUUAUUUACUUGGCUGUGUUUAUGUAGCCUUUAUGCGGACAUUAGUAGACUUAACCUGUUCGAAUGACGUAAGAAUAAAAAGAUAUUGACCAUUCACCAGUUACAAAGAGUUAAAGAGAGUCAGGUAACAUUUUCGAGAAGAAAGCAAAAUAAGGCUAUGAAGGUUUUGAUGGCGAGUUCCGGACAAAGGGUGUUUGCAGAAAUUAGAUUUAUUUUUUUUUAAUUUAAAGUAGGCAGAGGACAAUUUAUAUAUCACUCAGAAAUCCUGACAAACCCACUUUUUUUUACACCUGCUGAGAUUCCUUUACAUGGGUUUUCGAUAGGGCCUCCUAGUUAUGGUUCCCCCUGUUUAUAUAAAACUUUUGUUUGGGAGCUAAAAAUAUACCAGAUACAUACAUACAUACAUACCUACCUGUUAUCUAAUGUGCAUCUAAUGGACAACUAUAUGGCUUAGCUGUAAAUUUCGUGCAUACUGGUUCAAAUCACAUAUCCCUGCUUGUUUUGCAUUUGGUAACUUCGCAUUUUAAUUAAUUUUUAUUUGGCUUUCCUCCCACAUUGCCUUUGAUGCUUUUUUGUGUGGUCUUACCGUAGUACACUCUCCCCCUCCCCCUCUUUACUCUGUCUAUCCACCACACACACACACACACACACACACUCCUCACUCUUAGACGUUUGCUACUUAUUCCACUUGUUAACUUAAGUGUGUGUACAUGUAUGAUUAUAAAGAGAACAAUAUAAUAAAAUAAAUGCUUACUUCUCUAUUCAUUUUAGAAAAUAAAUAGGAUGUGCGCACGCACAUGCACACACACAUUAUGCUUCUUGUGUACAAUUGUAGUAUGCCCAUUUCUUAAUUUUAUUGUGUAUAUCUAAAUCUAUCUUUUCAAUCUGUCUCCUACACAGUACAUAACACAGUACAUAAGCACUAGAUGGUCAGGAUAUAAAUCUUUGUAUAAAAUAAUAAACAAAUAAUAAACAAUUCCAAAAUAAUAAGUCAAUUCAAUCUUUAAACCCACCCUUCCCCUUCUAGGUUCU